UAGAUAAUUGACUAGUCAAAUUGAGCAAUAAUAAGCUAAGGCAGGAGAAUGGGAAGAAUUUUGAUGCAACCCAACUGCCGGUAAGAGCCUGAAAUAUCGAACGUGCAUGAAAAGACUCCCAUUCUUUGUUUGUCUUUGCCACUUACUGUCCUUAUAGUACUGCUGAAUUGCCUUCAUCUCUCCCCCCAAAUUAGAGGAGAGAGUGUAGGAUUCUAGCUGUCUUAUGCCAUAAUUAUACACAUAUUAUCUGGUGCAAAUUUUGGACAUGGGGCAGAAAGCAGUGCCAUGUGAAGUUUAGCUCUGUAAAGCAUGGGGGAGGUGUGGUGUUUUUGUGCUCUUUUUCUGAUCAGCCACUGAAGCACCAUCGUCGUUGUUGAGAACAAUUAUUCUUCUUCAUUUAUGCUACUGCUAUAUAUACUCCUGCGUAACUUAUCAUCAGAGUAUUCGCCGUCGAGUCUAUUCAUAAUCUACAUCUCAAGAUAAUGGAACCGAAUCGUCCAAGCAAGCAGUCCUCACUUGAUCCAUCCUAUUCAAGAGACUCUCGAGGCUCAUUGGAAGUAUUCAAUCCCUCUACCUACUCUUUCAGACCAACUAACUCAAUUUUCCAGUCCUCAUCCACAUGGGAAAGCUGGGAGGAAGGACGUAGUAAGCUUGAGCAGGUUAAGGAGGACGACCUGAAACUCCAACCCAAAUCAAGUCGGCCUGUGCCCGAUGAGAUCACCUCAUGGAUGGCUUUACCUGACCCGACUCCAGCAACCAACAAGACCAUUGCAGCAAUAUCCAGUUUAAAUGAGGAUGAUCAUCAACCGAAACAUAAAGGUUCUACUACUGCCAAGGCUGAGCAGAGAGCAGCUGAGUGGGGUUUAGUACUUAAAACUGAUGAUGAAACUGGGAAGCCACAGGGUGUGACCGUCAGAACUUCAGGUGGGGAUGAAACGAAUACUAAACCCGAAAACUCGAGGAAGGAAUCGGGUGGCUCAGUUCGGAAUUCAGGUGAUUCAUCCGACGGUGGGCUUAGUAGGAACAUCCCGAGAGUGUCUGGAGACUUGAAGGAUGCCUUGUCAACAUUUCAGCAAACAUUUGUUGUAUCAGAUGCCAGCAAACCAGAUCACCCAAUUCUGUAUGCCAGUGAAGGUUUUUUUAAGAUGACUGGGUAUAACUCCAGAGAGGUUAUUGGCAGAAACUGCCGGUUUUUACAGGGAGCAGAUACAGACCCAGAAGAAUUGGAUAAAAUUAGAGAAACUUUACAGAAGGGUACCAAUUACUGUGGGAGAUUGCUGAAUUAUAAGAAAGAUGGCACACCUUUCUGGAACCUUCUGACAAUUGCACCCAUAAAAGAUGAAGCAGGAAAAGUCCUCAAAUACAUUGGGAUGCAAGUGGAGGUGAGCAAGCACACAGAAGGCUCUAAGGAUAAGAUGGUCCGUCCCAAUGGACUGCCAGAAUCCUUGAUUAGAUAUGAUGCCCGCCAGAAAGACAUGGCAGCUAGUUCAGUGAAUGAGCUACUGCAGGCAGUGAAAAGGCCUCGGGCUCUAAGUGAAUCAGGAAAUCGGCCCUUCCGAAGAAAAUCAGGUGGCAAUGAUGAAAAAGACAGAUCACAGUCUCAAAUGAGGAGAAAUUCAGAACAUGUACCUCCAACUAGACGUAUGUCAUUGGAACGGCUCAGCGAGGUGCCUGAGAAGAAAUCUAAAAAAUCUGGACGCCGUUCUUUCAUGGGCAUUUUAAAGAAAAGUAAGGCCAGCGAGGAGCCUGUCAAUGAUGAAGAAGCAUUUGAUGAUAAUGGAAGUACUGACGAUGAUGAUUAUACUUACGAUUAUGAUGAUACGAGACCUGACAGUGUAGAUGAUAAAGUAAGGAAAAGGGAAAUGAGAAAGGGUAUUGAUCUUGCUACCACACUUGAACGUAUAGAGAAAAAUUUUGUGAUCACUGAUCCAAGGCUGCCUGAUAAUCCCAUUAUUUUUGCAUCUGAUAGUUUCUUAGAGCUGACUGAGUACAGUCGGGAAGAAAUUUUGGGAAGAAAUUGCAGGUUUCUCCAGGGGUCUGAAACUGAUCCAGAAACAGUACGUAAAAUCAGAGAUGCAAUAGACAACGAAACAGAAGUUACAGUUCAGCUGAUCAACUACACAAAAACUGGGAAAAAGUUCUGGAAUGUGUUCCAUCUACAGCCCAUGCGCGACCAAAAGGGAGAAGUUCAGUACUUUAUCGGGGUUCAGUUAGAUGGUAGUCAACAUGUUGAACCGCUUCAAAACAGCAUCCCGGUAGAGGCUGUUACAGAGAGUGAGAAACUGAUUAAAGAAACUGCACAAAAUGUGGAUGUUGCAGUUCGAGAACUCCCAGAUGCCAACAAGAAACCUGAGGACUUGUGGGCUAAACAUUCAAAUGUUGUACAACCAAAGCCCCACAGGAAGGACUGUGCCUCAUGGAAAGCCAUCCAAAAGGUCAUAGAAAGUGGAGAACCAAUAGGCUUGAAACAUUUUAAACCAGUGAAGCCUCUAGGAGCUGGUGACACUGGAAGUGUGCAUCUGGUGGAAUUGUGUGGAACAGGUGAAUUUUUCGCCAUGAAAGCAAUGGAUAAAAAUGCAAUGCUCAACCGUAAUAAGGUCCACAGAGCUUGUGCAGAAAGGGAAAUUCUUGAUAUGCUUGAUCACCCUUUCCUCCCUGCAUUAUAUGCUUCAUUUCAGACGAAAACACACAUUUGUCUGAUAACUGACUACUGCCCUGGUGGGGAGCUCUUUCUACUUUUGGAUAGACAACCAACAAAGGUCUUGAAGGAAGAUGCAGUAAGAUUCUAUGCAGCGGAGGUGGUCGUUGCAUUGGAGUAUCUCCAUUGCCAAGGUAUAAUUUACAGGGACCUAAAGCCAGAGAAUAUCCUAAUUCAAAGCAAUGGCCAUAUAGCUUUGACAGAUUUUGAUCUAUCGUGUCUGACAUCUUGCAUGCCACAGUUGCUGAUUCCAGAUAUCAACCAAAAGAAAAGGCAACAGAAGGCUCAACAAACUCCUAUAUUUUUGGCUGAACCUAUGCGAGCAUCAAAUUCUUUUGUAGGAACAGAGGAAUACAUAGCUCCGGAAAUUAUUGGUGGGGCAGGCCAUACAAGUGCAGUGGAUUGGUGGGCAUUAGGAAUACUCUUAUAUGAGAUGCUCUAUGGGUAUACGCCUUUCCGUGGUAAAACGAGGCAAAAGACAUUCACCAAUGUGCUUCAAAAGCAUCUUAAAUAUCCAAGUAAUAAGCCGGUGAGUCUACAUGCCAAACAGCUGAUAUACCAAUUGUUGCAGAAAAACCCCAAGGACAGGUUAGGGGCAUGUGAAGGUGCAAACGAAAUUAAGCGACAUCCAUUCUUCCGCGGAAUGAAUUGGGCUCUUGUUCGCUGCGUGAAUCCUCCUGAGCUUGAAGUUCCUUUCUCCACUGACCCAGAGAAGGAAGCAAAAAUCAUAGACCCUGAAAUGCUGGAUCUUCAAACAAAUAUCUUUUAAGAGGAUCAUGCUACAUUUCAAGAGCUUCUGAUUUUUUUUGUUUUUAUCUAGGAAAAAAAGGAAAUAGAUAUCAGAUUUGUUCAUUAAAGUUGUGUUCCUUUGGUUCUGUCAAAAGAUGUAGCUGUAGGGGGGAAAUAAUAAGAUUUUGCUUGUUUUAUUCCUUGUAGUAUGUAAUGUUUGGAUUAAUAUGUCACAUUUGAUAAUCCAAAGAGUAUUUGUCUUUUAA
Molecule: messenger RNA, 3693 nt
Organism: Beta vulgaris subsp. vulgaris (sugar beet)
Lineage: Eukaryota; Viridiplantae; Streptophyta; Magnoliopsida; Caryophyllales; Amaranthaceae
Product: phototropin-1
Exons: 23
Coding region: 483-3467 (994 amino acids)
Biological process (GO): protein phosphorylation
Cellular component (GO): nucleus; plasma membrane; cytoplasm
Molecular function (GO): ATP binding; protein serine/threonine kinase activity
Source: RefSeq, a predicted model, not a curated record